GGCAGGGCUCAGAGCACAGCGGAGCAGGCAGCGGAGGACGAGGACUCACACCCGCCGAGCUCUGUGCACGUGUCAGCGGGCUGAGGGCAGCGCGGGUCCGCGUGCCUCGCUCCAAAUCGGCGUCACCCUCGGAGAAGGAAAAAGCCCGGCGGUCGGCUGGGAGGGUAGGGCGCGCACGCGCACCAUGAGAGUCGCCGGCGCGAGCCGGGACGCGCUUGGUGGUGUAGGAGGAUCGUGAGCCGCGGGGCUGCUGUGUGAGGAGAGCUCGAGCCGCGGAGCUCCACAGGGAGGAGUCAGAAUGCUGCUGUGUUUGUUCAUCUGGAGGACAGAAAGCUAAGGGACGCACCCGCGCGGGGCUUUAAGGCAAAUCCUCUCAGUAGGACGUUUUUAACAGGGUGGGGGGAGGUGGAGGUGGAGCCAUUCACCUGGAAUGUACCUGCUGGACAGCAUGGAGAGGGGUACUCCUCAGAGGAGGACUGUCUAUCGGAUCUCUCUGACUUUGGUGAAGAAGGAGAGCAUGGAUGAAGCUGGUGGUGAGGAAGCAGGUGACUCCACACGUGGGGGUUUCAGGACGGAGGGCUCCACGGAGAUCCAAAGAACCGGGCAGCUGGGGGAGCUGAGGGAGGUGGAGGACGAGACAGAGGAGUUCAGUUCGUCCCGUGGAUUUCUGAGGAGCUUUAGGACGUUCAGCACCGGACAGCUGGAGCUGGGGAAGCUGAAGAGCUGCAGGAAGCUGCUGAAGGCCAGGAGCCCGCUGACGGAGCAGAAGAAAGAGAUGCCUGGAGGCAGUCCUGGUCCCGGUCCAGAUGGCACCAAGCAGGACAGUGAAGGGUCAGGCCCGGCUCAAGCUGCUGUGGUUCAGAACGGCAGCAUGUCUAAGAGGAAGAGGCUGCUGAAGGCGAAGAGCAUGGAGGACAAGAGGUACGAGCCUCCUGUGAACGGAGAUGGGCCAGCGCCUCAGAGUAAACCGGUCUGUCCUGGGACCCCCCCUCUGAAGCCGGCCCCUCUCCACCGCAGCUUCAGCUUCAGGCACUGGAGCGGCAGCGAGCUGCUGCGGGCGCUCACCAGGGACAAGCAGCACAGCAGUUCCGGCUGCAUUGGGCCGACAGCCCAGCGCCCCAACGACGGGGUCACCGAGGGCCCCCGCCUGCCGGACCCCAGCAGGGAAAAGAGCCGGACCCUGGAGGUGGGCGCCGUCCUCAACCGGACUGAAUCCCUGACGGAGCUGAGCCGGUCCGAGAGGGCCCGGGAUGCAAAGAACCGCACGCUGGACAACAGUGACCUGGUGCAGCUGACGGACGUCGUCGACGGCAGGGGCCGGCUCCUGAGAGGGGGCGGGGGCCGCUCCAGCGAGAGGCGGCUGGCUCGCUUCUUCAGCGGGUUCUUCAGGAGGGAGGGGGCGGCGUCACCAGCCGGGAGCCCGGGCACGGGCGGGUCCCUGAGGCGCAGCAGGAGGACGCCGCUGGCCCAGUCCAGCUCUGAGAGCAUGAACGGCAGCGACGAUGCGUUUGUCAACAGUCAAGAGUGGACGCUGAGCCGAACGGUUCCUGAGCUCAAAGUGGGCAUUGUGGGAAACCUGGCCAGCGGGAAGUCGGCGCUGGUCCACCGGUACCUGACAGGAACGUACGUGCAGGAGGAGUCGCCCGAGGCCGACGUGGACGCAGGCGGCAGGUUCAAGAAGGAGAUCGUGGUGGACGGUCAGAGUCACCUGCUGCUCAUCAGAGAUGAAGGGGGACCCCCAGAGGCUCAGUUUGCGUUGUGGGUGGACGCCGUCAUCUUCGUCUUCAGUCUGGAGGACGAGAUCAGCUUCCAGACCGUCUAUCACUACUACAACCGGCUGGCCAACUUCAGGAACACCACCGAGCUGCCGCUGGUGCUGGUCGGCACGCAAGACGCCAUCAGCUCGACCAACCCGCGGGUCAUCGACGACAGCCGAGCCAGAAAACUCUCCAACGAGCUGAAACGCUGCACCUACUACGAGACCUGCGCCACCUACGGCCUCAACGUGGAGCGAGUCUUCCAGGACGUUGCUCAGAAGAUUGUGGCUACUAGGAAGAAGCAGCAGCUAUCCAUCGGGCCAUGCAAGUCGCUCCCCAACUCCCCCAGCCACUCCUCUGUGUGUACGACUCAAGUGUCAGCAGUGCAACUGAGCCAGACGAGUAACGGCGGCGGCAGUUUGAGUGACUACUCAUCGUCGGUGCCGUCCACGCCCAGCACCAGCCAGAAGGAGCUGCGUAUCGACGUCCCGCCCGCCACCAACACUCCCACGCCGGUCCGGAAGCAGUCCAAACGCCGCUCCAACCUCUUCACGUCGAGGAAGGCCAACGAGCCGGAAAAGGAAAAAAAAGGCCUGGAAGCUCGAGCCGACAGCAUCGGCAGCGGGCGAGCCAUCCCCAUCAAACAGGGCAUGCUGCUGAAGAGAAGCGGAAAAUCCCUGAACAAGGAGUGGAAGAAGAAGUACGUGACGCUGUGCGACAACGGAGUUCUCACCUACCACCCCAGCCUGCAUGACUACAUGCAGAACGUCCACGGGAAGGAGAUCAACCUGCUCCGGACGACGGUGAAAGUACCAGGAAAGAGGCCGCCGCGCGCCAUCUCCACCUCCGCUGCCGGGCCGAGCCCAAAUGCCAACGGCCUGAGCAAGGAGAUGAGCGGCCUACAGCUGGGCCAGGCUCCAGGUUCGGUGUCCAGCAGCUCGUCUGUGUCUCAGAUGCCGAGCGGCGUCAGCCUCGUGUCCUUCAGCACCUGCGGCUUGGAGGGCAUGCACCAGCGCUCUUUCUCCGUGUCGAGCGCCGACCAGUGGGCCGACGCCACCGUCAUCGCCAACUCGGGCAUCAGCACAGACACUGGCCUCGGCGACUCCAACUGCUCCAGUCCCAGCAUCUCCAGUACAAGUCCCAAGAUGGAGCCACCACCAUCCCCGCACGCCAAUCGUAAAAAGCACCGCAGGAAGAAGAGCACCAGCAACUUCAAAGCCGAUGGCCUCUCUGGUACUGCAGAAGAACAAGAGGAGAACUUUGAGUUUAUUAUCGUGUCGCUGACGGGGCAGACAUGGCAUUUUGAGGCUACUUCAUACGAGGAGCGCGACGCCUGGGUGCAGGUCAUUGAGAGCCAGAUCCUUGCCAGCCUGCAGUCCUGCGAGAGCAGCAAAAUCAAGUCUCGUCUGAGCAGCCAGAAUGAGGCGCUGGCGCUGCAGUCUAUCCGGAGUAUCCGAGGAAACGGUCGAUGUGCCGACUGUGAUACGCAAAACCCAGACUGGGCAAGUCUCAACCUCGGAGCUCUGAUUUGCAUCGAGUGCUCGGGCAUUCACCGGAACCUGGGUACACACCUGUCCCGGGUCCGCUCUCUCGACUUGGAUGAUUGGCCUCUGGAACUCAUCAAAGUGAUGUCUGCUAUCGGUAACGAGGUGGCCAACAGCGUGUGGGAGGCUAACGCUCAGGGACGCAUGAAGCCCGGGCCAGACGCCACCAGGGAGGAGCGUGAGCGCUGGAUCCGAGCAAAGUACGAGCAGCGGCUCUUCCUGGAGCCACUACCAAGCACCGACCUUUCUCUUGGCCAACAGUUGCUAAGGGCAACCGCCGAGGAGGACCAGCGCUCCGUCGUCCUGCUGCUUGCCCACGGCUCCCGACAGCAGGUCAACGAAACUUGCGGGGAGGGAGACGGACGCAACGCACUACACUUGGCAAGCGGAAAAGGCAACGUGAUAAUUGCACAGCUGCUCAUCUGGUACGGUGUGGAUCUGAUGGCGAGGGAUGCCUGUGGUAACAGCGCCUUGGCGUAUGCCCGCCAGGCCAACUGUCAGGAGUGCGUGGACAUUCUGGCUCAGUACGGCUGCACAGAUGAGCGACACCCGCUCGUUGCCACACCCAAUCUGUCGCGUCGCAACACAAACCGCAACAACAGCUGCAGCAGCACCGGCAGCACCGCACUUAUAUGAAAGGACUCUCCGCCCACAAACUCUAAGAACCCUAAUGUUGAAGAAUCCUUUCUGUUUACUCUGAGAACCGCUUACUGUUGCAGGCCCCACCCACAUUCCCUAAUAAUCCCCUCGUUGACUCUUGGUCCUUUCGACAGGAAGGAUAAUUCCAAGGUGUGGCGGGAAAAGUGGUCCACAGUUGUCCGAGCCUCAGCUGGCUCGUCAUUGCAUUUUGGGAAACGAUGAUUCUGUCGGUGUCAUACCUCACUGCACAUGCUAGGAUGUCGAAGGCCAGUUCUGUUUCGCCCAAGCGGAAUCAUAUCGCUAAGAAAGCAAAGAUCAUCGUCUCCUUCAUUUCUUCAGGACUCUACAUAGAUAAACUCCUCCCGAUCAGCGCGCUGCCCCUCCUCCCACAGCAGGUUGUAGAAAAUAAGAUAUCAGUUUGUACAUAUAGGGAAAGGACAGAUGGAUUGCAUGUCUCAGAAUCUUUUUACAUUAAUUUAAAGUAUCUUUCCUGAUUUGUGUGUUUGCAAAAUUCCAUUGGUUAAAAAAUUCAAUAUUGGAAGUUGUUGUUUUUUUAUUAUAUUUUCAUUUUUGAGUAUAUAGAGUCAAGAAGUGUACAGAUGCUUAAUGUGGCUCAGGGACCCGAGACUGUCCAUUAUUCUACCCAAAAAAAAAAGAAAAAAAAAUCAGACUGAAUUUUGAUUUAUGCUGCCAGAGAAUCCCGAUGUCCCGAAUUUCAUUUCUGCUGAAAACCGUCAAAAACUGAAACCUACCAUGGAGCAAAAAGGGAACGAAUUUUCUUCAGGUGCUUUGGGGUUUUUUUCACUGUCCGAUCAGAUCGCAUCCCUUAUCUACAUAGCCAAUCACUGAGAAGGGCUUCUUCCUCACUGAUAACUGUCAUUGUAAAUACUUUCUUCAUGCUUUCUCACCUUUGUCCUUUGAUGGUGGCAUCAUGUAAUUUAAUGGGAAGAAAAAAAGGAAGUUCUUCGUGAGCGUGAUGGGUUGCACAAUGAAAGUAGGUUUUGGAGCGCAUGUAUGGUUCCGGAUUACUGCAGGUAAUGGAACGUUGCGUAGGUCAACCAGGGGUUCCAACAUCCAGUUGUUUCAGAGGCGGUAAAUCAGAGAUGAAGUUAAUUUAGGGAAAGUUUAACAUUUAACGCAAGUAAAAACAAGCUUUAAAAUAAAAAUAUCUGGUUGGAGAAGUCUGAAACCUCAUUUGGUGUCACCAAAUCUAAGAUCGAAGCUGAUACCAAAUACAAUUUUGAAUCAAAAUUCAUCUUUAAUCCAUUUAAGGCUUGAAUGGGAUGUUGGAACCACGGGUUGAAGAAUCUCUAGGCUCCGAUCGUCAAUCGUAUCCUGGUGAUGUCGAUUCUUUUUCUAGUAGUUUGACCUGACGUGUGUGACCUUUUGGCAGAGUAGAAGUAGUCGAAGUGAGCGUCUUCUUUAUUUGUGUGAUCAUUCUGUUUACAAACCUCCAUCCGUGUGGUCUUGAAAUGUUCACACCAACGUUGCUGCAACAGUCGAGGAGCAGUUCUCAGCUGUGUUUUCUGAGCAAUACUCAACGUUCUCUUAUUUGAUUUCGUACACUGACGAAAAAAAUAAAAAACACUCACCCUGUUUGUAAAAAGAGAUUAAAAAAAUCAAAAAGGCUUUUAUUUGACAUGGACACUAAAGUUUUUGGCCCUCAUGCCUUCUUUUCCUUUUGCAUGCCUGCCUUUUUUGUUCCUGAUGUGCCACAAAUCCUCGUCCUCUUCAUGACACCGUCAAACCGCCAUCCUGUAGAACUGAUGAAGAGUUCUAUCUUUAUUAAAGUUUUUUGUUUUUAUGUUUUUAUACCCGACUCGUCCCAGUUUAGUCCAGAACCGGGACGUGCUGAUGGGACAAAGAUGUUUUAUUUAUGACAGAAAUGCACUAAAUUGUAUUUAGUCUGUUUGUCCAAACCACGACUCUGUCCACCAUCUUUGAUGUCAAUUUGACCGUUUGGUCUGUAACCAUGGUUACCUUUGAGCAGCCACAUGACACAUUUGUUUAGGUAGUUUAGAAGUAUUCUAACUGCAGAGAAAGGUUCUUUAAAUGUGCCUAAAAUGUCUAUUAAGUAAAGUUAGUAGCCUUACAUAUUGGAAUAAAGCAAAAACAGGGUAAAAAAAAAGAUUGUAGGUUCAUUAAAACAAACAUUUGCUUUGUCAUAAGGCAGAGAAAUGGAUUGUUGUGAUAAUGUUAGGUAAAGGUUUAGCGGCAGCCUUAAUUCGCCAAAACGAUUCACUUGCCUAAUCCCCUGACUCAUUGUUUUAAACUCACAGAAGAGAUAAGUCAUUUAGGUUUGCUCUAACAAUAAAAAAAUCUAAUUCCAAAUAAAACUAAAACACUAAGAGAUAGAAAGUUUGCGAAGACAAAAAGCGACAGAAAAAGUUCCAUAUGCUAAAGUGUGAAAUAACAGUAACUUUAGCUAGUCAGUGUUUACCUAACAAAGGAAAAGCAGCCAUUUAACUGCUGCAAUAUUUGGUGUGUUUUUUUUUUUUUUAACUAUCAUUAUCGAAUUUGACACAAAACUGAAAAACGAAUCUGACAGAAGCAGGGAAAAGUGCUUAUUUGAUUUCAUUUUUUAGCUAGCAGUACAUUACUGUACAAACUAGUUUCAACUACAAACAAAACAAAUGACUAAAAGCUAACGAGUUUUUUAAGCAAAGACUUGCUAGCUUUUAGCUUCAAAGCUAGCAGGUAGUAUAAGUCAGCAGGACUUUAGUCAACGUAUUGGCGUAGUUUCUAUUCAUUAAUAAAGUUAAGAAGUACAGCUAAAACACAGACCAUACGAAGCAUAAUUGCACUGCUGAAAUGUCUAAAAUAUUUCGUUAGCUAACUAUCAUUACUAACUGGCUUUUUAACUUUAAGUAGAUGCUAUGUUUUUACUCUAGCUCUUGUCCUGAAAUUGUAAGCUAACUAGUUGUGUCAUUUCGUACGACGGAUGGGCCCUGCGAAGCGGCAGCUAGCAGCCACGUUGCUAACAGGCGGUUUGUUCUGCGCAGCCGUCUGCAGAUGAGUCAUUUUAACACACAGAGAAAAUCCAUUCUUGUUGCUGACCACGUGUAUAUAGACCUCAGCAAAGCUAAAAAUGCACCUGCGUAUGUUUUGAUUGUGUUACCUCAUGUAGCCUUUUCCCCUCAACCCCACCUGCCCAAGAUGCCCACCUCUUAUUUAUAACGCACCUUUUUACCCGUAUGUACAUUUUUCCCAGAGUUCCUCAGUCCAUCCACAGUUUCUCAUUACAACCGCAAUGUUUUGUCAUUCAGAACGCAUUCUUAUUGUCACAGUUAUUCUAUGAUUAUUAUCAUUGUUGAAUUGUUUUUGUUUUGUUUGCUGUACAGUACUGUUGUUAAAAAUUCUACCUAAUACAGAGUCUCCUACUGUAAUGUGUUUCUUUUCAAUAAAGAUGGAAAUAAUACUUCAUAAUAUAA
Oryzias latipes (Japanese medaka) is the source of this 7371-nucleotide messenger RNA. It is a transcript of the gene agap1, whose product is annotated as ArfGAP with GTPase domain, ankyrin repeat and PH domain 1. Gene Ontology annotation, molecular function: GTPase activity; protein binding; GTP binding. The record is from RefSeq and is a predicted model, not a curated record. Gene Ontology annotation, biological process: activation of GTPase activity. Lineage: Eukaryota; Metazoa; Chordata; Actinopteri; Beloniformes; Adrianichthyidae.